Messenger RNA from [Candida] anglica, 3090 nucleotides. NCBI's taxonomy places the organism in Eukaryota, Fungi, Ascomycota, Pichiomycetes, Serinales, Debaryomycetaceae. The record is from the annotation of a GenBank genome assembly.
ACGAAACCCACAUUAAGUUCCAGAACAAAGAUGUCUGGACUCAAGACGGAAUUCGAGGAUGAAACCAACAUCAAGGGUAAAAUUUCUGGAGAUGAAUCCGAAGAUGAUUCAUUUCAACAAUUGGAGAAGGAACUUGAAGAAGCUUCUGAACAAUCAACUUCAUUGAAGACUGAACCACCUUCUUCAAGAGGUGAAAAGCGUCCAAGAGAGGAAGAAGUAAAUGAAGAACCUCAAGCUAAUGAUGACAAUGAAGUGGAUGAAGAAGACGACGAUGAAGAAGACGAAGAGGAUGAAGAAGAGGAAGAAGUUUCCUCAAAGAAGAGAAAGAGAAGAAGAGCCAAUCAGUUCAUUGAUAUUGAAGCCGAGGUUGACGACGAAGAAGAAGAUGAAUUGGAUGAAGAUGACGAAGAAGCUGAGCUCUUACGUGAACAAUUCAUUUCUGAUGACCACAGAGCAGAUGCUGCAGAUGGAAGUGGAGAACCAGGCGAUGACCGUCUCCACAGACAAUUUGAUCGUAGACGUCAAGAGGCUGAAGAUCAAGACGCAGAAAAAUUGGCAGAAACCUUGAAGCAGAGAUACAGAAAGACACAUACUGUUUAUCGUGGUGACACCACUGCCAGUGGUACUGUAUCACAGAAGUUAUUGAUGCCUUCUAUUAACGAUCCAGCAAUUUAUGGUAUCAGAUGUAUUCCUGGACGUGAAAAGGAAUUAGUGAGGAAGUUGUAUGAGAAAAAGAGAACAUUAGCUAGACUGCCUAAUCCAUUGGAUAUCUUGACAGUUUUCCAACGUGACUCUUUCAAGGGUUACAUCUAUAUUGAAGCCAAGAAACCAGAAGCUAUUGAAAGAGCUCUUGCUGGUAUGGUUAAUGUUUAUGCCAAACAAAGAAUCUUGGUUCCUGUCAGAGAAUACCCAGACUUGUUGAAACAAGUGAAAUCUUCCGAUGUUGAGUUAGUUCCUGGUAUCUACGUCAGAAUUACUAGAGGUAAGUAUAAGGGAGAUUUGGCCGUAGUUGAUAACUUGUCUGAAAACGGUUUGGAUGUUCGUUGUAAGUUAGUUCCUCGUUUAGAUUAUGGUAAGAAUGACGAAUGGGAUAAAGAUGGCAAAAGAAUUAAGCUGAAGUCUAAGCCUAUGCCAAGAUUAUUCAAUGAACAAGAGGCUAGAAUGUACGAUGGUGAUUAUUUACAACCAGGACGUGGCCCAAGAGCAUUUGUGUACCGUAAUGAAGAAUACUACGAAGGGUUCCUUUUCAAAGAUUUCAAAUUGAAUUUCAUUCAAACCAAAGAUGUGCACCCAAGAUUGGAAGAACUUGACCGUUUCCAAACUGGUAGCGAAGAAGACGGGUUGGAUUUGACCGCAAUUGCCGCUUCUUUGAAGAACAAUAGAGAAGGUGCUGACAAAUCAAGUAGCAGUGCUUUCCAACCUGAUGACAAGGUUGAAAUCCGUCGUGGUGAACAAGCCAAGACAAUCGGUAAAGUGUUGAGCACGUCGUUGAACGAAGUGACUAUAACUGUGACCGAUAGUGGAGAUCCAAAGUUUGUAAAUCAAAAAUUGACCGUUCCUGCCAGUGACUUAAGAAAGGUCUUUACUGCUGGUGACCAUGUGAAGAUCAUUGAAGGUAAACAUAUUGAUGAAACCGGGUUGGUUAUUAAGAUUGACAAUGAUUCUGUUGUUUUGUUGAGUGACCAAACCAAGGAGGAUGUGAGAGUCUUUGCCAAUUACCUUAUCAAGGCAACCGAUACCUCAGCUCUGGGCCACGACGCUCUUGGUGGUAAAUACGACUUGAAGGAUCUUGUUCAAGUCAAUGCCCUGACAGUUGGUUGUAUCGUUCGUGCUGACAAGGGAAUAUUUGAAAUUUUGAGUCAAGAUGGAAGACUCAUUUCAUUGAGACCGUCAGGAAUUGCCAGUAAGUUAGAAUUGACUCGCCGUGAACAAAUUGCUACCGACCGUAAUGGUUCCACCAUCAAUGUUGGUGACACUGUGAAGGAAGUUCUUGGGGACAGUAAGAGAGAAGGUACUAUUAUACAUAUUUACAAGAAUUCUCUUUACAUUAAGCUGAAUGACAUCAUUGAGAAUUUGGGUAUAUUUGUUACCAAUAGUUUGAAUGUCAGUACUAUCACCACUAAGGGUUCAAUGGUUUCCAAGACUUUGGGACCUGACUUGAACCGUAUGAAUCCAAACUUAAAGCUUCCUGCAGCUGUUGCAGCAAACUCAGGUUUAAGAACAAGAGUAGGAGGACGUGAUAAAUUGAUUAACCACAACGUCGUCGUGAUCCAGGGUAACUAUAAGGGGCUCAUGGGUAAGGCUACUGAUGCUGACGAUGUUUACGUUCGUAUUGAAUUGCAUACCAAAUCUAAAAAGAUUAAGGUGAGAAAGGACCAAGUUAGUGUUAUGAUUCGUGGUGAAUCUAUUCCAUACUUAAGAUUCAUUGGUGCCCCAGGAGGUGGCAAUAGACAACCAAGUAGAACUGGUCCAUCUUUCGGUGGUGUAGCAUCUGGCUCUGGAAAUGGUGGUGGCAGUACUUGGGGUGGAGGCGGAGCUUCAUCAUGGAACAAACCUAGAGGCGGCGCAUCUGCUUAUGCCGGUACAGUUGGAGGUGCAUCAUCCACAUGGGGUGGUGCUGGUGGCCAAACUCCAUCCAUAAGUGGUGCUGGAGGUGCUUCAGCAUGGGGUGGUGGUAAGACUCCAGGUGGAAAUGCAUCCACUUGGGGUAAGACACCAGGUGGAGCUGCUUCAACCUGGGGAAGUGGUGGAGCUGCUGGAGGCAACCUGCAAUGGGGAGCUUCCAAUGGUGACAACUCAACCUGGGGUGGAAAUAAAAACUCUGGAUCAGCUUGGGGUGGUAAUGCUGGAAACAACUCUGGUAACGGAGGUAACUCAACUUGGGGCAGUGGUGCCGCUGGUGGUGGAAACUCCACUUGGGGUAAUAGUGGAGGUAACUCCGCCUGGGGUGGUAACAAGGGAGAUCGUAGUAACUGGGGAGGCAAUUCAGCCUGGGGCUCUAAAUAGCCAUUGUAUAUUUUAAAAUAAAAUAAUAAAGUACGUUUAAUAGAAGGGUUGUAGGUAUUUUUAUUCUAUAUAUGUUAUUAAAUG